This is a messenger RNA of Malania oleifera, 1021 nucleotides long. RefSeq names its product protein C2-DOMAIN ABA-RELATED 4-like. The coding region runs from base 269 to 808 and encodes 179 amino acids. The record is from RefSeq and is a predicted model, not a curated record. The transcript is spliced from 4 exons. Lineage: Eukaryota; Viridiplantae; Streptophyta; Magnoliopsida; Santalales; Ximeniaceae.
CUCGGCCACCCAUUAUCGGAAGUCUCGGUUUCUCCCAACAUCCCAAUUCAACAAAACUUCUCUCUCUAUUUCUCACCCAAAUACUGUCCCAAACUCCCUCUUCUCCGUGUUCUGAAUUGGGUUUGAGAAUCUGGAAGAUCGAAGAAUUGUGAAAAACACUCAAAACUCAUAAAUUUUCUUCACUGUUUUGAUUCUUUUGAAGGGGUGUUUCACAAUUCGCUGCGGGAGGUUCUUACACAUAUAAAAGGGGGAGAGAGAACAGACGGAGAUGGGCUCACCUAAAAGUCCAACUCUUCGGCCCUCUUCUCUAAUGGACAACCUCUUGGGUCUUCUCAGAGUUCGCAUCAAGAGAGGCGUGAAUCUUGCUGUGCGCGAUGUUCGCAGCAGCGAUCCUUAUGUAGUCAUCAAGAUGGGCAGACAGAAACUGAAGACUCGUGUAAUGAAGAAGAAUAUCAAUCCUGAGUGGAAUGAAGAUCUUACCCUCUCUGUUUCUGAUCCUAAUCUUACAGUUAAGCUGACAGUGUAUGAUCAUGAUACAUUCAGCAAGGAUGACAAAAUGGGAGAUGCAGAGUUCGAGAUCAAACCAUUUCUGGAAGCCUUGAAGAUGCAGUUGGAAGGCCUCCCAACUGGUACAAUAAUUUCGAGAAUACAGCCAUGCAGGCAAAACUGCCUCGCUGAAGAGAGCAGCAUUGUCUGGAAAGAAGGCAAAGUUAUCCAAGACUUGUGCCUCAGAUUGAGAAAUGUUGAAUGUGGUGAAGUGGAACUCCAGCUGCAUUGGAUUGACCUUCCAGGUUCCAAGGGUCUAUAAAGUUAAGAAAGCCCCUAACAUAGUGGCUGUCAUGCAUGUAUGGUGUAUAGUUUCUGCCACAUGACAUUGAACUGAUCUUCUCUUUAUAUUGCCUGUUUGUAUGGGGCAUGUAGCUUAGUAUAUAGGCUUGGAAUCUUUGUUUUUUUUGGCUUCUGUUAUGCAAAUACUAAACUGCAUGCGUUCUUCUAUAAUGAAACCUUGUUAAGCUACCAA